Messenger RNA from Strongylus vulgaris, 570 nucleotides. NCBI's taxonomy places the organism in Eukaryota, Metazoa, Nematoda, Chromadorea, Rhabditida, Strongylidae. The record is from the annotation of a GenBank genome assembly.
AUGUCUGUAACCGUGGAAGGUGUCGAAGAAAGAGUUGAAGAAACAAAUGGUUGUGCUAAUAAAGAUGAGAACGUUAUUGAGGUGAGCACUACAGUUAAGUUCGAACUUGUUUUAUGCUCACUUACCUUUCAGGUUGACAAGGAUGCCAUAUCACUAGACCUGACCCGAACUCGUCUAAUGAAAAUUGAGGGAUUUGAAUUCCUCCGCAAAAUAGAAAAAAUUGAAAACCUUUCCACCUUGGUAAAUUUGGAAACGCUGGAUCUCUCCUUUAAUCGCAUUUGUAAGAUCGAAAAUCUUGAAGCGCUCACGAAACUCAAAACACUUUACCUUGUCCACAACAAGAUCACGAAGAUUGAAGGUCUUGAACAGUGUUGGGUAUUAUAUAAUUCGUGCCGAAAUGCAGGAUUUUGUAAGACCCAAAUUAAUAUAAAACUCCGAAAAAUUUAUUUCAACAAGGUAAUCGUCAUUUCAAAUAGCACACUUUUAAGAAACGAGUUCCUUGCCGAUAUCAUAAAAGUUGGGAUUCUGGAAGCAAGUUGUCAUGAAGAAGGAUUGCCCUUUUACUAUUGA